CUGUAAACCUGUAGCAGAAAAUUAAUAAGAUAGAUGUCGCUAGCCGAAAUCUGUGAACUAAUUUUAAUAUACUCAUGGAUACAAUGAUUUUAUUACGUUAAGGAUCAUUAAACCUUGUAAUUAUUUGACAGACCUUGUGACAAAUAAAAAGAAUUCUUAAGCGUCUAAUUCGAAAUUUUACGAUAUAAAUAAUCUGUGACGGGAUGUUGGUAAUUUUUAGUGUGAGAGUGGCAACCCAGUAUACUCACGUCAUUGUUUCCAAUCAGUUUUAAGUUCGGUACUAAUCGGUGCGUCUCGCUUGUUUGUUUUGUUUACAUUUUAUUUUCAUUUAAAACUUUUCUAACUUUGCCGUCCUUUGUUUACAUUAGUACACUAAUUAACGAUAAACGUAUAAGUGUUGUGCGUGACUGUGAUAUCUUAUGUAAUUACAUUGCAAUAUUAUUUGCAUGAGUUUAGUCAUCGUUCCGUGAAUAUAAAGUUUUGGUUUUCUGUUUUUGUGGUUUUUUUCGUGAGUUUUGUCAAUAUAAAGGGACUUCCGGAUCGUUACCGUGGAUAAUAGAGAUGAUCCGAUUGGUGGUGCCCGCGCUGCAAUUGGCGGAUACGUCCCCGUAAUGUAACGAGCUUCGCUGUGAUUGGCGGGGCGCGUAAUUAUCGCGUUCUGAUUGGUGGAAAAUGUCCGGAUUGCAGGCGAGGACUGAGGAGCCAAUCAAUGGUGUUGAUGUGAGGGAGCAAGGCAGCGCUUUGAGGGUGGCAACCAACACUCCUCACCUGGUGAGCCUGGGCACCGGUCGGCUGAGCACCGCCGUCACCUUGCAUCCCAUCAAGCAAGGUCGAGUCACCAUCGGUUCGGACCCGACAUGUGAUAUCUACGUGGUCGGUACCGGAGUAGCCAGCGUCCACUGCCGGGUCGAGAACUCCCAUGGAGUGGUCACGCUGUACCCGCUCAGUGGCAGCACGCUUCUGGAUGGGUUACCGGUGGACAAGCCGACUAGGUUGUCUCAAGGGAGCAUGCUAACUAUAGGCCGGUCGAACUACCUCCGUUUCAACCACCCGGCCGAGGCGAAGCUCAUGAAGUCGGUUCUACCAUCAGCUCACGUCUCCAUGGCUCCCGUCCAGUUCCAGCCCAAUGACCAGUGUGUUACACCAGCUUACGUGAACCACCACAAUGAAAGUUACCAAAACACCAACAUACAGAAGAUAUACAAAGAUAACUCACUAACUCAUUUAGACCAAGAACUAGAUAUGACACUCAAAGAAAUGUCCAGAAAGAAACCUCCAGUCGCACCCAAAAAACCUUAUAGAGACCUAGACCAGUCAGACUCAAACUCAGACCAAGAAUCCAGGCCAAAAAUGACAGGAAUAAUGGCAAAAGUAUCAAAAUUCGAGUACUAUGCGAAGCAACAGAAAAUUGGAAGAAGUCAGUUUUACACGGCAAACGAAAAUGAAAUAUCCCCGAAAGUAUUCAGUUCGAAUUCUCUAACAGUUAAUACCCCAGCGAAAGACGUGCUAGGAGGCAAAAGUAUGCCAAAUUACAUGAACAAAAUGAAAAACGUUUCCAUCAAUGAAAACAAUUCGAUAGACCCCAAAAAUUUUUCAUACGCCAACGUGGCUAUUAGAAACAAAACGAAAAUCGACGACAUUGUAAAAAACUUUAACGAACCGACUAAAGACUACAAUAAGUUACCGAAAAAAGUCAACAAUGAUGAACAAUGUGACAAUAUAUACGGGAAAAUUAACAUUGAUAGGAAACCUGAGGAAAAAUUAAAUCAAAAUGGACUAGAAUCGGGGAGUAACGUAAUGGAAUCAAGUAAAAAUGUGAUGGAAUUGGGGAAGAAUAAUUUGGAACUGUAUAAUAACUCGAAUAUAAUGGAGAAGAAUGAGAUUUAUGGGAAAAUUGAAAGGAAUAACGUGUCCAAGGGUAUCUGUUUGCCAUCGCCAGCUUUUGAUAGAAAUCCUCAAUACUCCCCUGUGUAUGCCAACACUCUGUAUGACAGGAGUAUGGAAGCUGAAACAAGAAGGUUGCGGGCGUACCAGGACCGCAUAAAGGAGGAGGAGCAGAAGGAAGCAGAGACUGCUCGGCUGGAGGAGAUCCUCAAUAUGUGCGCCGAGUAUGAGAGACAGAUCUCUUCGGGCAUCCCAAUAACGCCGACGGAGAAGAGGCCGCACAACAAGAUCAUCACAAACGGGUCACUCCCGCGCAGCGUCGCGCUAAACAACCCCAACUUUGUACAGACCAGCGAUGGGUAUUACAAGUUUGAAACUAGUCAUAACAAGAGUUCACCUAUGAGCCAGUCUCUUCCCAUCCAAAGGAACCUCUCCAGCUAUGAGAACUUCGACACCACGUCCCCCACAGAGCUCACUCCUGAGGUCGUCAUCCCAAAUCAAAACAACUACGAAAAUGUAGGCAGGAUGGAUGAAAUAGGGAUUCCAGUCUUCGAUGAUCCUUCUCCACGAAUGCACGAUCUUUCUAGUCCCAUUAUGAUAAGGAAACUCCAUAACCAAAGUGGGGAUCGUGUCCCUAACCUCUCCUCUCCCAUAGGAAGCCCCUACGAAAACGUCUACUAUAGAAAUAACGUGUACGGUAACUUGAAACCCAAAUCUCCUAACACUCAAAGCCCUAGGACUAGAAUUAAAACGACAUUUGCUCAUAAAAUGAAUCCACCUUCACCACAGUAUUUUAUAUUCCCCACUCCGCCUCCUGUAGAUAAUUCCAAAAAACCUAAUUUCGAACGGACAGAACAAGAAAAGCAAACUAGUAAUGAAAUUGACAAACCUAAAUUCGAUGGUAUUGAAAAACAAUUGAGUCUCGAAGAAGAAAUACCAAUGAUAGAUGAUGAUUUGACAAAUGACUUAGAAUUUAGAUAUUCCAAAGUAGCUAACGAUGAUAAAAAGGAAGCGACUCCCGAAAAGAGUCCAGACGUAGUUAUAAACAAAAACCAAAGUUUCGAUGACAUGAAAAAAGAACUAAUGGCAGACAUUCCAGAAUUAGAAGAAUUCGAAAAAGAUUUGAAAGAGAAUAAAAGAGAUAAGAUUAUAAAGAACAUCACAGAAGACAUUAAGAAGAUAGAUAUAGAAGCUGACUCUUUAGACAGUGCAGUUUUAGAUGACAAUGUAGAUGAAUUGAAGACUAAAUAUGAGAAAUUAAAAGAAGACAGGAAGAAGUUGGUGACAGAGAUACAUGAAAUCAAAUGCAAGAUGUCUGAAAUUAGGUUACAGGAAGAUGAUAUUUUGAGAGAGUUGGAGAUGGAGAAAGCCCUAAUCAAAGGAGAGUAUGACUCAGAAAUAGCGAUCCUAAACAUAGAACAGAAGAAAAAGAUGGACUUAGUGGAGAGUGCAAAGAAGAUUGAAGAAGAAAUAAAGCAACUGAAAGAUAAACAAGAGACGAGGCAAAAUGAGAUGAGGGAUAGAGUCGAGAUCGCUACGUUGAAAGUUGAAAGGCUAGAGAAAGACCUGAAGAGCAAUGCAGCCACUCUUGAAGAGUUGCAGAACGCGCAGGAUAUCCUAGACAAUGAGACCAAGAUCUCUGAGGACUUAGAAUUCCAACAUCUAGAAGAAGAGUCAGAGCUAUUAUCAAACAGAGAAGACAUCCAAAACGAAAUCAUCUUACUGACAAAGAAAAUAGAAGCGCAGAAGACGAGGAUACUAACAUUAAAAUCAGAAGCUAACAACAAUCUAACAUCAGCACUAGAUGAAACAAAAAUACUUCACGCAGAGUACGUGAGACUACUUAACUUAGUCGAAGAACUAACUGGUAAAGUACAAGCUGCAGAAAAAGAACUAAAACCUAUCGUAGCAAAACUUAACGAUAUAGAAAGAACUCAGUCUCCUGAUAGCGCUUUCUUCACCGACCAAACUAGAGCCAAGUCAGGAGAAUUUGGCUAUUCCCCACAGAGCUCCGAUAGCGAUGACAUUGACUUAAAAAUCUCAACCUUCGAAGACCAUACUAAGAAUCUUAAAGAUAAAUUCAAUUCUAUAGAUCAAAUGUCCCAAUCUAUGACUGUAGACAUUGAAAGAAGAGUUAUCACUGACUUAGCAGACACUAAUGAAAGGUACAGCGAAAGCCCUUCGAAGUCUUCAACGUCUUCGAAAGAAAAGAAAGGAUUUUGGGAAAGAAACUUCGAUUCCCUAAAACGGAAGAGUAAAAAACCAAAAUCUCCCGAAAAAGUCGACAUCAUGUCGCAGAGUUUGAACGAAAAUCUGUUCUAUAAUGAUAAUAUAGAAGCUGAUGUUAGUUUAGACAAAUUCAAUAGCUUAAGGCAUUCGAAGAAGAAGGAAAAAGCUCCUGGACCAGUCAAAAGCAAUUCAUCAUCAAAAAUACCAACAUUCGCUGCUUUAGGAAAGAUAAUGAAAAAAGAUUCGUUCAAUAAAAGAUCUAGAGAGAAUAGCCUCAAAAACGAUGAGUCAGACAAGGAGAACAAUUUGAAAAACCGUUAUAUUAAAAACACAAAACCGAUCAACGCCGACAAUAAAUACGUUAAAGCGAAAUCUCUAUCACCCGAUAAAAAAGAAGAAGAUAUCAUGGAAGAAGUUGACACAGAAGAACAAAAAGCUAAAGUUACCUUUGAGAAUACUCCUCCUAAAGAAAGCAGUAUACAAUCAGCUAAAAUUCUUCAUAGAAAGAGCUGUGGAGAUGAACCUAGUGUGAAAGAAUUUCAGAAAAUGGCUGAUGCUGUAAAAAUUCCUUCGCAAGAUGAUAUUGAUAGGAUAUCGAAGGUCACUAUAGAUGCUCCCAUAUUGCCAUCUGAUACUGAUAUGAAUACGUUAGGGAAAAGGACGCUGGACAGUCUAAUGGAGGUCGAAAGGAAACGACUUGAAAUGUUGGAGGAACAAGGAUGUCAAGUAAUCGAAAACGAACGUGAAAAGAUAUCGGAAUUAAAACGGCGAGUGCAAGACGAAACGAAAAAACUUUGGAAUCAGAAGUAUCGCUCGGAACAAAGCAAGUCGUUGGAGGAGCAGUAUCACAGCUUACCCCCUCUGUUGCCGCGAGAGGAUGAAGAGAAGACUUUCGACAGAAGUGCUAUGGAAGACAGCAGUCUUAUUGAUGAUAGUUUUAUGGCAAAUUCCAGCAUAUUUGAAGAGAGUUCCGGUCUUAUGUCAUCGUCCAUAGAGGAGCUCCAAGUAAGGAAUUCGCGCACUGAAUCGACAGAAGACGACAAACGCAGCGACGACAGCCGGCCGCUCAGUCAUGCAUCGGAUUUCAGCAGGGAUAAUAUCCUAUCACUGAGUUCAGCUCCGCGGCGCAGUCGACGCGGCGUGGCGCCGUACAGCGAGUCCCAGCGCCCUUUGACGCGGUACCUGCCUGUCGAUAGAGACGACUUCGAUCUCAGGAGACAUGUCGAAUCUGCUGGUCACCAAAUAGAAGUGUGUCCGUAUCUGACGGUCACUCCGACCUCCUGUCGCGGGUACCUUCACAAACUCGGCGCCAAGUUCCACACAUGGUCCAAACGGUGGUUCGUUUUCGAUCGCGAAACGAAAACGUUCGUCUACUACUGGGACAAGAGCGAGAAGAAGCCGAGAGGGGGAGCCUACUUCCAGGUCAUAGAAGAAGUAUACCUAGACCACGGGAACACAUCGAAAUCACCGAAUCCUUUAACUACAUUCAUAGUGAAGACGAGACAACGUCGCUACUACCUCAUGGCGCCCUCUGGCGAGGCAGCGAGAAUAUGGAUCGACGUUAUAUUCACAGGGGCCCAGGGCUAUACCGAAUAUUUAGAAUGAAAACCAUAUUUAAAAGCACUGAAGGAAACAUAUUUUAAUUAAGAUCUGAUUUUGGUUUAAAAUCAGACUUUUUGCAUAGAAACUCGGCAGGCGUUUCAUUUUUUGUAAUGACAACACUUGUCUUUUUUAGUCUGGCAAUGUAGGUAGGAAAUGUCAAAGUAAAGCAAGGUUUAUAACAGCAGAAGAAGUGAAUAUGGACAGGUAGGCUCCUAUUGAAUAUUUUUUGUUUGUCUGUAAGUUACGAACGUAGAAAUGACUUCACAUCCCGCCAAAAUAAGUAAUCGGUUUUAUCAUCUGUGCUAAUGUGUCAACUGUCAUUUUUGGCGGGUCGAAUGACAUGUCAAAUAAUGACAUUAUAUGGCAUGUUCAUUUGUUUUUACAGCCAAGAUUGUGCUUUAAAUUGGUAAAGUUAAUCUGGUAUUUGAAACUCAACAAAUUCAAUUUACUCCCUUAUGAUGCGUAGAUAUAUUUUUAUUAUUUUCUUUAUUUUAUUUUCAUUGGUAUUGAAUAUAGCAGUUAUUUCGAUUAAUUGCGAGUGGAAAUGGUUUAUUUACGCUCCAUAUUUAGGGGGUAAACAGAGUUAUGUUCGAAGUUGAAAAGCUGUAAAAUAUGAGAAGAGCGCACCUUGAUAAAUUAUUAAAAACCAGUGGGUCAACAUUUUAAAUUUUUUUUUAAUAUCUGACAUUAAAGCAAAAGGCAUGAUUUUGAAAAUAGAAACAGAAUUUUGUAAAACAAAUCACAUUUGCUCAUAAAAUUCCAUUUUGAAAAAAGAACUGCCAAAAAUGUACGAUAAAUUAGAUUGCCAUUGUAAAAAUAUCAUUUAUUUUAAUUCACCCGUCCUUUUCAUUGUAGCCUAAAUGUCACAAAGUAAAUAGUACUUACUGUAUAGGUAAUGAAGUCGAAAAUCCAUCGGUACCAUAGAUUUUAAGUACAUUAUGCAUUAAUUCUUGUCAAUUACUCGUAGAUAGAAAAUAGUGGGUGAUUUUUUAAUAUCCGGGUUUUAGUAAUAUCCGGAUAAACCGGCAAAUGUGGUGAAUAUGGGCUUGUACCUAUAAAUAUAAGAAAACUUUAUGUUACGUGAAGUUUUCUAUACGUAUGACAAAUACGCGAUUCGAAUACUUUUAUUGGAUACAAGAACUGUAUCUGAAAUAAGGACAAUGAAUCGUAUUUUAACCGGUUACGACACGAUAUUGCGUGGCCCGAUAUAUUUUAUUAUUUAAUAUAUCAUUAUACAUUUACGAUGCAGUAUUUUAUCUCUAUACAUAUACAUAUUUUCUUAACAAUUUUUUAUUCAAUGGAAUUUAAUAUCUCGAUUUUAGCAAUAAAAUUAAACUAUCAGUAUCCGGAAUUUGUACAAAAUGUAACGCCAUUUUAACCUGGAAUUUUGUACAACAACCGGACAAAACUUGUUUGUAAACGGAUAAUAAAUGAAAGUGCCAAUUUUAAUGAUUGUCUUAUGAAAUAUUAUGGCAGCUAUUUUUUAUACAAUAAUUAUACAAAAUCGGAUGAAAUCGGUGCCUUGUAUAAGACUGAAAAAUACUGAAAAUAAAGAAAAUCUGUAAUAUCAUGUCUUUAGUAUUAAAUAAAAGAUUGCUUGCAUGAAAAA
Messenger RNA from Spodoptera litura, 7324 nucleotides. RefSeq lists its product as uncharacterized. The record is from RefSeq and is a predicted model, not a curated record. Gene Ontology annotation, molecular function: protein binding. Lineage: Eukaryota; Metazoa; Arthropoda; Insecta; Lepidoptera; Noctuidae.